Molecule: messenger RNA, 1327 nt
Organism: Notechis scutatus (mainland tiger snake)
Lineage: Eukaryota; Metazoa; Chordata; Lepidosauria; Squamata; Elapidae
Source: RefSeq, a predicted model, not a curated record
AUGCCCGCCUUCCUCUCUACUCAGAGGAAGACUUUGGAUCUACAACCGGCCACUCCAUCCAGCGGUAAAACCCUACCUAUCCCGGUGCAGAUUACCCUCCGUUUUAACCUAUCUAAAGAGAGGGAGGCCAUCCCUGGCUCGCCCGACCAACCCCUCUCCUCCAGCUCCUGCGUCCAGCCAAACCAUCGUUCCACGAAACGGAAGGUGGAGGUGGUCUCUCCCGCGACCCCCAUCCCUGUUGUGAGCGAGACGACCCAGGCCUCGGUUUUUCCCCAGAAUGGCUCCGCCCGCCGAGCCGUAGCCGCCCAGCCGGGCCGGAAGAGGAAAUCCAACUGCCUCGGGACAGACGAGGACUCCCAGGACAGCUCGGAUGGGAUCCCGUCGGCGCCGCGCAUGACGGGCAGCUUGGUCUCGGACCGCAGCCACGAUGACAUUGUCACCCGCAUGAAGAACAUCGAAUGCAUCGAACUCGGGCGCCACCGCCUGAAGCCCUGGUACUUCUCGCCCUACCCUCAGGAGCUGACCGCCCUGCCUGUCGUCUACCUCUGCGAAUUCUGCCUUAAGUAUGUCAAGAGCCUCAAGUGCCUCCAGAGGCACCUGAUGAAGUGUGACUUGAGGCACCCUCCGGGCAACGAAAUCUACCGCAAAGGAACCAUUUCCUUCUUUGAGAUCGACGGCCGGAAGAACAAGAGUUAUUCGCAAAACCUUUGCCUUCUGGCAAAAUGUUUCCUCGAUCACAAAACCCUCUACUACGACACGGACCCCUUCCUCUUCUACGUCAUGACCGAAUACGACAGCAAAGGCUUCCACAUCGUCGGCUAUUUCUCCAAGGAAAAGGAAUCCACCGAAGAUUAUAACGUGGCCUGCAUUCUGACAUUACCUCCCUAUCAGAGACGGGGUUAUGGCAAGCUAUUGAUUGAAUUCAGUUACGAGCUCUCCAAGGUUGAAGGGAAGACGGGUACGCCCGAAAAACCCCUCUCGGACCUGGGUCUCUUGUCGUACCGCAGCUACUGGUCCCAGACCAUCCUGGAGAUCCUCAUGAAUCUCAAACUGGAGAACGGCGAGCGGCCACAGAUCACCAUCAACGAGAUCAGCGAAAUCACGAGCAUCAAGAAAGAAGACGUAAUCUCGACGCUUCAGUAUCUGAACCUCAUCAAUUAUUACAAGGGCCAGUACAUCCUGACUCUCUCCGAGGACAUUGUGGACGGGCACGAGAGGGCCAUGCUGAAGCGGAUCCUGCGCAUCGAUUCCAAGUGUUUACAUUUCACCCCAAAGGACUGGAGUAAGAGAGGGAAGUGGUGAACUCAAAGGGCCCCUUCGACUGGCA